Molecule: messenger RNA, 1707 nt
Organism: Letharia columbiana
Lineage: Eukaryota; Fungi; Ascomycota; Lecanoromycetes; Lecanorales; Parmeliaceae
Exons: 7
Coding region: 1-1707 (568 amino acids)
Biological process (GO): carbohydrate transport; transmembrane transport
Cellular component (GO): membrane
Molecular function (GO): carbohydrate:proton symporter activity
Source: RefSeq, a predicted model, not a curated record
AUGGGUCCGGUCGCUGCUACCACCGGCACCUACGAUGUCGCACUCAACCGCCGUAAGGCCCUCAUGGGCGAUUCAGGGCCCAUGGCUUUGGUUCAAAAUUUCAGAGUCUUUGGUAUUGCCUGUUUCGCCUGUAUUGGAGGCCUGCUCUACGGCUACAACCAAGGAGUUUUCUCCGGUGUCUUGACUAUGAACAACUUCAUGGAUCAUAUGGGAGACUACGACUCCAAACUCGCAGCAGACCAAACUCGCAAAGGGUGGCUCACCUCUAUUUUGGAACUAGGCGCCUGGGUUGGAACACUGCUGUCCGGCUUCUUGGCUGAGCAGUACUCGAGGAAGAUCAGCAUCAUCAUCGCUACCGGCGUCUUCAUCAUUGGUGUUGUUGUACAGACCACCGCUGUCGCCGCUGGGCACUCGUCCAUCCUUGGAGGCAGAUUCAUCACCGGUAUGGGGGUCGGCUCUCUGUCCAUGAUUGUUCCAAUGUACAACGCCGAGUGUGCUCCUCCUGAAGUCCGGGGUUCUCUCAUCUCGCUCCAGCAAUUCGCCAUUGAGAUCGGUAUCAUGGUCAGCUUCUGGAUUGAUUAUGGGACGAAUUACAUUGGCGGCACAGGAAGUACGCAAUCAGAAGCUUCUUGGCUGGUCCCGAUCUGCCUCCAGCUGGCUCCUGCAUUGGCGCUCUUCUGUGGGAUGAUCUUUAUGCCUUACUCGCCGAGAUGGCUCGUGCAUCACGACAGAGAAGUAGAAGCACGCAAAGUGCUAGCGACUUUGAGAGGACUGUCACAGGAUCAUGAGUUGGUUGAGCUCGAGUUCUUGGAGAUCAAGGCUCAGUCUACAUUCGAGAAGCGGACUGUCGCAGACAAAUUCCCUCACCUGCAGCACCCGGGGGCGUGGAAUACCUUUAAGCUGCAAUUCGUUGCCAUUGGAAGUCUUUUCAAGAGUAUGGCUAUGUUCAGACGAGUGAUUGUUGCUACUGUCACUAUGUUCUUCCAACAGUGGACUGGUAUUAACGCCAUCCUCUACUAUGCUCCCACCAUAUUCCAAAACCUCGGCCUGUCCGGUAACACCAUUUCUCUUCUCGCCACCGGUGUCGUCGGUAUCGUCAUGCUGCUCGCCACAAUCCCUACGCUGUUCUACAUCGACAAACUUGGUCGCAAGCCCAUCUUGACCAUUGGUGCAAUUGGAAUGGGUACCUGUCAUUUAAUCAUCGCCGUCAUUGUCGCCAAAGAUCAAUCCUCCUGGGCCAAGCACACUGCUGCUGGCUGGGCUGCCGUUGCCAUGGUCUGGCUCUUCGUCAUCCACUUCGGCUACUCCUGGGGCCCCUGCGCCUGGAUCCUCGUCGCAGAAGUCUGGCCCAUGUCCAACCGCCCCUACGGCAUCGCCCUCGGCGCCUCCUCCAAUUGGAUGAACAACUUCAUCGUCGGCCAAGUCACGCCGGAUAUGCUGAGCGGCAUCACUUACGGUACUUACAUCAUCUUCGGUCUCUUCUGCUUCAUGGGCGCCGCUUUCAUCUGGUUCUAUGUCCCGGAGACUAAGAGGCUUACGCUCGAGGAGAUGGACAUCCUCUUCGGAACGGAUACGACCGCCAGGGCCGACUAUGAGAGGAUGGAAGCGGUCAAUCGGGAUAUUGGUCUCAAGGGUGCGCUGGGGGGUGAGGGCGGCGGGGCGUUCAGUGAGAAGGAGAAGGUGAGCGAGGAUGGCAAGUCUGACUGA